GUAUGACCGGUUGCUACGGAUCCGAGCACUAAGGUGGGAAUAUGGCAGCGUCCUGCCAAGCAGCAUCCAGUUUCACAUGUCAGCUGAGGAAGUGGAGUGGUUCAAUCGGUACAAAAAGUCUCUGGCUACCUACAUGAGGUCAGUAGGAGGAGAGGAGGGGCUGGACCUCACACAGGACAUAAAACCUCCUAAAAGCCUGUACAUUGAAGUGCGGUGUUUAAGAGAUUACGGAGAAUUUGAGUUGCUGAAGAAGAAUAGCCAGCACUUUUUGCCCCGCUGGAAAUGUGAGCAGUUGAUCAGACAAGGAGUCCUUGAGCACAUUCUGUCAUAA
Pterocles gutturalis (yellow-throated sandgrouse) is the source of this 331-nucleotide messenger RNA. It is a transcript of the gene GINS1, whose product is annotated as GINS complex subunit 1 (Psf1 homolog). The transcript has 4 exons. Lineage: Eukaryota; Metazoa; Chordata; Aves; Pterocliformes; Pteroclidae. Gene Ontology annotation, cellular component: GINS complex. The record is from RefSeq and is a predicted model, not a curated record. The annotation marks the transcript as partial. Gene Ontology annotation, biological process: DNA replication; DNA strand elongation involved in mitotic DNA replication.